UUUUCAUUUAAGAAAUUUGUUAAGAGCAGAAAGGAUUGUGUCCGUUUUCGUCUUAAAAAAAAGAUUAAAAAUUAAUUUAAUUGAAAUCAAAAUAAAAACACACAUUUUAACAAACUGCUGAAAGUUUUAAUUCUUCUAUAAAAAUUGUGCAAUUUAUCUCGAUUUGCAAAAAGAAAAACAAAAAACUCUUAUAACUUUACAAGUCAAUAUACAUAAGUGUUGAAAAUUUAGUUAAAUUUUCCCCCCAUCAGUAUCUCACGACUCCGUUUAGAGAGUUAAUAAAAUUGAUUAAAAAAAUAAGGAUAAUCUUCUUUAAGUGCACAUAAACCAAAUACACACAAAUAUGUCCUGGCAAGGGAGCGCUCCACCAUAUUAUCAAGAUCCUAACAACCAACAGUAUUAUGGACCCGGUCAGGGGGGAUAUCCACCUCCAGGAGGUUAUCCACCACAGGGUGGAUAUCCACCACAAGGAGGAUAUCCACCACAGGGAGGUUAUCCACCGCAGGGUGGAUAUCCACCACAAGGUGGAUACUAUCCACCACCCCCACAGGGUGGUUAUGCCCCACAACCUGGCUUUAUUCAACCACCUCCUGCAGGUGGUGGCUAUGGCGGCUUCGGUGGUGAUCCUGAACAAGAUGUCAAGAAUUUUUCAUUUGAUGAUCAGAGCAUACGAAAGGGAUUCAUUCGUAAGGUCUACCUUAUAUUGAUGGGUCAACUUAUGGUUACAUUUGGAUUUGUGGCAUUAUUUGUUUACCACACACCGACACAACAAUGGGCUUACAGGAACAGUUGGUUAUUCUGGGUGGCUCUGGCUAUGCUUUUUAUUACAAUGAUAUGUAUGGCUUGUUGUGAAGGAGUACGACGACAGACACCAACGAACUUUAUUUUCCUGGGAUUGUUUACAUUAGCUGAGUCUUUCCUUAUGGGUGUAACAUCUUCGCGAUACAAGUCCGAUGGGGUUAUGAUAGCUAUUGGAAUCACUGCAGCUGUUUGUCUGGCGUUAUCUAUUUUUGCUCUACAAACAAAAUAUGAUUUCACCAUGUGCGGUGGUGUUCUACUCGUGGCUAUGGUAAUCUUCUUGAUUUUCGGAAUCGUGGCUAUUUUCUUCCAAGGAAAAAUAAUGACGAUGGUAUACUCAUCAUGUGGUGCGCUUCUAUUUUCUGUGUAUCUUAUCUACGAUACUCAGUUAAUGAUGGGUGGAAACCAUAAGUAUUCCAUCAGUCCAGAAGAAUACAUAUUUGCAGCUCUUAAUCUCUAUUUGGACAUCAUUAACAUUUUCAUGUACAUCUUGGCUAUUGUUGGAUCACGGGAUUAAUCGAAUAAUAAUUGAAUAAAAGCGAAUUCCUUAAAUGUUAUAUGAAUUGUUUUCUGCCUGAAUUUUAUUUUAUUUUUUGUUUGUUUACAAAAAUUAAUAAUUUAUUAUUUUUAAUUUUGUUUAUUGUUGCUUUUUUUUUUAAUAUAUAUUUUGUUAAAAAACAUUAUUUGAACUGAUUUUUCUUAAAUUUAAUAAUAAUAAAAUGUAUAAUAAAGUUUUUGAAGGGUCUUGAUUUUGUGUAAGAUUGAAUUAUUAUUUUUUUGUUUUUUCUACCUAAAUGUGUAAGAGAAAUUUAUAUAAUAUUAUAAUUAAUAUAGUUAUAUUUAACACUAUUUAAAAAAAAUAAAUAAAAUAUUGAUGAAAACACCAAUUUUUGUCCCAAAAUAUAUUAAACAUUGUAAUUUCCUAUGUUUUGUUAGUUCCUUUUUGAAUGAUGAAUCGUUGAAUGUCUUUUAUGGCAUUCCUCAUAAUUCCAUUUCCUAAUCCACAAAAAAAUAUUUAUUAAUAUAAAUGCAUAAUGUAUGUUUGUUAAAUAUAAUCUAUUUAGCAAUGAGUUGAGGAAAAAAAAAAUUAAAUUUAGGUUUAAAGGAACAUUGAAAAUGGUUAAACAUGCUAACAACCCAAAGGAGAAAGAACCUUAGAAUUAAUAUUCAAACCAAUAAUGGUUGAGCAAGAAGCAUUAUCACAGUCUUUAACGGGUUUAAUCAAUACAAAUUCAUGGCAAAUCCUUAGACUGAGAUAAUUCUUUUUGCAUACCACCCAAUAAAUAACAAUAAGAAACAAAAUAAACAAAAAAAAAAAAAAAAAAAUCUA
This is a messenger RNA of Episyrphus balteatus (marmalade hoverfly), 2128 nucleotides long. It is a transcript of the gene Nmda1, whose product is annotated as protein lifeguard 1. Lineage: Eukaryota; Metazoa; Arthropoda; Insecta; Diptera; Syrphidae. The record is from RefSeq and is a predicted model, not a curated record. The transcript is spliced from 5 exons. Gene Ontology annotation, cellular component: membrane. Bases 344 to 1315 code for a protein of 323 amino acids.